CGGGGCGGAGCUCCGGAAGACACGUUGCGUCACAUCCUAAGCUCCACCCCUAGCUCCGUCUUCUAAUCGUGUUCUUCCGGCCCGGCCUUCCUCUUCGCCUUUCCUCCUCCAUCGUGAGCCUUGCGACUAACAGGGCUUCUUGCUAUGUCUUCUCACAAGACUUUCCGAAUCAAGCGAUUCCUGGCCAAGAAACAAAAGCAGAAUCGUCCUAUUCCUCAAUGGAUUCGGAUGAAAACUGGUAACAAAAUCAGGUACAACUCCAAGAGAAGACACUGGAGGAGAACAAAGCUGGGUCUGUAAGGAUUCACACAAUGGCAAGAAUGAAGGUUUAUACAGAGUUAUGAUCAUCAUCAAAUGGGUCCUGUGAUCAUCAGUCAAUCCUACCAGAUGGAAUUUUGGUUUUGUCUAAACUGGGGAUGGAGUUUGUCUCAUAAUAAAAUGUAGAACGUGUCAAACCGC
Messenger RNA from Meriones unguiculatus (Mongolian gerbil), 459 nucleotides. It is a transcript of the gene Rpl39, whose product is annotated as ribosomal protein L39. Gene Ontology annotation, cellular component: ribosome; cytosolic large ribosomal subunit. The record is from RefSeq and is a predicted model, not a curated record. The transcript is spliced from 3 exons. Lineage: Eukaryota; Metazoa; Chordata; Mammalia; Rodentia; Muridae. Gene Ontology annotation, biological process: translation. Gene Ontology annotation, molecular function: structural constituent of ribosome. Bases 145 to 300 code for a protein of 51 amino acids.